AGACAGAGUCCAGCAACAUGUCUGACGCAAACCAUCCAGGCAUCCAAAGCCCACACACCCCCGUGGAAGAGCGAUUUGGGGCCCUUCUCGCCAUCAACCCCGACGCCCUCACCACCUUGGCCAGUGACAUCCGUCGAAAGCUCACAACAGACACCUUCACCACGGCCACCCUGAUCGAGCGUCUCACAGGCAGCAAUUACCUCAUCCAUGUGAUCGAGUUCGACGACAAGCUGCGCUAUGUCAUUCGUCUGCCUUGCAGCGGUCGACCCGGCCACUUCACCGAGCCUGCCAAACGCGCCCUUAUUGCCAGAGUGGAAAUGAUGCGAUUCAUCCGCAAGCGAACUAUGAUUCCCAUGCCCGAGAUAUACGACUUCAAUGCCUCGGCAGCGAAUGUUCUCGAAGCGCCAUAUGUCGUGGAGGGUUUCAUUUCGGGAACCUCAGUUGCGGAUGUCUGGUUCGACGAGUCAGGCCCGAUGUCGUUAGAAGAGAAGCGUCUGCGGAUCCUGGAUAGUGUUGCGGAGGCGAUGGCACAGUUGCGCGGGUUCUACUUCGACAAGAUCGGCACUAUGUCAGACACAGGCAUCCAGUAUGCGGAGUACGGACCAUACGAGUCAACGGUGGAGUUUCUGCGCGAUCGUCUGGCAGUCACCUCCAACGAGGGCCUGGGAAGUAGUCCGUACGAGAUUGGCUGUCGCAUAUUCUUAGACAUGAUGAUCUCGUGCUUGCCGCUGUCGACGAAACGGAGAACGGAUGACCGCGAGACAUUCGUGCUGGCAGUGCCGCAGUUUGAAUCCAAGAAUAUCCGCCUUGAUGAGUAUUGCAAUGUGACGGGCAUCAUUGACUGGGAGGGGGCGCACACGAUGCCGCGAUUCUUGGGCUAUGCUGUUUUCCCUGGCUGGAUCACGAGGGAUUUGGACCCGGUGGUGUAUGGAUGGCCGUAUGACACGCGGGAGGAUUCUCCGGAGCAGUUGAAGCGGUACCGGUUGCUGUAUAAUCGGAAGAUGCAGGGGCUGCUGCGGGGCGUGGGAGAUGCGAGGUUCGUGAAUAAGACGCAUAUCUUCGAGGCGAUCUUGGCUGCGAUUGAGAAUCGGACGGCGCGGAUAGAGAUUGUGCGCACGCUGGUUGCGAAGGCAUUCCCGGCGAGUUUGGAUACGGCUGCGCGCUUGAUUGAGGAUGCCGGUGAUGGGGAGCUGCUGCGACGGGAUAGUGAGCGGUUGAAGGGAGGGUUUGAGGCGUUGCUUUCGAUUCCUCGUUAG
This is a messenger RNA of Aspergillus ibericus CBS 121593, 1256 nucleotides long. RefSeq lists its product as uncharacterized. The transcript is spliced from 2 exons. Lineage: Eukaryota; Fungi; Ascomycota; Eurotiomycetes; Eurotiales; Aspergillaceae. Bases 18 to 1256 code for a protein of 412 amino acids. The record is from RefSeq and is a predicted model, not a curated record.